Sorex araneus (European shrew) is the source of this 486-nucleotide messenger RNA. It is a transcript of the gene DEFB129, whose product is annotated as defensin beta 129. Lineage: Eukaryota; Metazoa; Chordata; Mammalia; Eulipotyphla; Soricidae. The coding region runs from base 1 to 486 and encodes 161 amino acids. The transcript is spliced from 2 exons. The record is from RefSeq and is a predicted model, not a curated record.
AUGAAGCUCCUUUUCCCUCUCUUCGCCAGCCUCAUGCUACAGUACCAGGUGAACACAGAGAUCCUCGGCUGGAGAAAAUGUUUGAUGGGCUUUGGGAAAUGCAAAGCCCAAUGUGAGGUGGAUGAAAGAGAGGUGCAGAAAUGCAAGAGGAAGAAAUGCUGCGUGGAGCCCAAAGUGAUUCAAAUGAUCAAAGACUAUCUUCAAAAUGAAUUGUCUCACUCAUUGGAAGAGGAAUCCCAGAGUCUGCUCCCUGCUGGCAAGAAUGACAGUGUGGAGAAAAAAAGGUCUGUGAUAAGCCAGCUUUCCCAGAUCAGAAGCGUCCCCUCUUUAAACAUCAUCACCCCAAAUUCCAGCUUGAUGACCUUUUCUACCACCAACCCCGAGACCUCAGAACCUAUGAUAUACAUCGAUACUUCGACCAACAAGGACUCCAAAACAAAAAGAGACUCGGCCAUGGACUCCCCACUUCCCUCCCCGCCCCCAUAG